AUGGCGACAUCAACACCCAAGAGCCAGGAUGUCCAGCGGCAACCAAUUCGCUACCCGCUGUGGUUUGGAGGCACUGCAAGCUCUUGCGCAGCUGGUGUGACACACCCGUUGGACCUCAUGAAGGUAGAACUGAACUCCGCUCAGCAAUUCGAACGGCCCGACUCACACUCUCAAGGUUAG
Sphaerulina musiva SO2202 is the source of this 180-nucleotide messenger RNA. RefSeq lists its product as uncharacterized. NCBI's taxonomy places the organism in Eukaryota, Fungi, Ascomycota, Dothideomycetes, Mycosphaerellales, Mycosphaerellaceae. Bases 1 to 180 code for a protein of 59 amino acids. The transcript is spliced from 2 exons. The record is from RefSeq and is a predicted model, not a curated record.